UUUUUUUUCUUUUUUAUUUGAGAAUGAGGGGAAUGGUAAAUUUAAGCUAUGAUGGUCACCUCCUUUCUAGUGAAUAGACACAACACAGUUAUGACACAGUGACAGUUUGAAAAUAACAAAACUACAAAUUUCAGCCAGAACAAUCUCUCCUCCCAGUCUCAAUUGUGAGCCUUAAGCACGAGAACGUGCCACCCAAUAGAACAAACAGAACCCCCAGCGUCAAAUUCAGCAUAAUUAAAGCACCACAAAAGGCAAAGCUUUCCAUAAUAGUCCAAAACUCCUCACUCUGAAACCUUGCCGGGGGACUUCAAUAACUUCCUUGUUCUUUCUUUGAUAAGCAAAUCAGCAUUCGUAGUUUCUUUGAUUUCAUGCAAGGAGAUUAACAAGGCGAAGAAUGUUGUGCCAGCGUUGGGUAUGGUUGGAUCACAUGCAUCAUCAUUGAUCGUACAUCCGUUGUUGUAGUGCACUUUUUUGGAUUGAUUUAGAUGACAAAUUCGGUGCUAAGAUGAGCCUGAGAAUUUUCCCAGAUAUCAAAGAAGAAGAAGAAGAAGAAGAAGAAGGUUCGAUGCAACAAGGCCAUGAAUGAGGUACCUGGCUCUGUGGGCACUAGUGCUGGCUUUUCUCUGAGAUUGGCACAGGCCCUUUUUUCUUCUGCUUCUCUUCUCUUCAUGUCUUUGGGAGUUGAGUUCUACAGCUACACUGCUUUCUGCUAUUUGGUAACAAUCAUGGGCUUGGUCAUUCCAUGGAGUUUCACGUUGGCGUUGGUAGAUGGGUACUCUGUUCUGGUCAAAUGCCCUGUUCGUCAGCCUGGAAUAUUGCUCAUAAUUGCUGCGGGAGACUGGGUUUUAUCAGUUCUCACACUAGCCGCAGCAUGCUCCACGGCUAGCGUUGUGGAUCUCCUCCUCCACUCAGGCGGGCCCUAUUGCCCGCCAAAGUGUUGCAGCAGAUACCAACUGUCUGCCGCCAUGGCUUUUCUCACUUGGUUUCUGUCUUUGGCUUCAGCUCUUCUCAAUCUCUGGGUGCUCCCCUCCUUAUAAUUCUCGGUUGGGGUAUUUGUUGUCUAACAGUUUGCAGCAUUUCAAUUUUGCACCCAAUGCUUCUAUGGACUUCAGCUGAUCCUUUCAUGGGGUUGGUUGUGCAGUUGUGAUGGAAAAACUGAAAAAGUUUAGCUAGAUAAUCUGAAUUUUGGACCAUAAAGAGACGUGCCCAAGGGUUUGGCUUUUUCAUCAUGUGCAGGGAUGCUCUAAUUUUCCCAGCAUUACAGCUCAGAUGUCCUGCUGCUGCAAUACCCCUUGUAUUGCUGGAGACAACAGACAGAUAGAUGAGAUAAAAGAUAGCUUACAAUCAUGUAAUUUUCGAAACUGUAUUUGCAUUAUUCAAAUGAAGCUUUAACUGAGAAACAAAGAAAAACCAGGUAUUCAGUUUGGCAAACGAUAGGGAUAGUCUAUCAAUGAUAUACUGCAUUUUGAGGACACACUCAUCAAGCACAAUAACUGACUCUAUGUCCAACUUACUGAAAUCUUUCAAAAUUUUAUCAUAGGAAGAUACUGUCUUCCCCUGAACAUCAAGUUUAAGGCAUACAAGGUUGUGAAACAUGAAAUAAAAUAAUUCUAGUAAAAUGGAUAAUAUCCAGGUGGGUGCCUUCUACUUGUCUGGAGCAAUUUGUUUCUAUCAUCCUUCCUCCUCUCUUCAGCAGGCACCAUGAGCUGCUCAUAUAUACAACCGGUUUACAGAAACAUGUCAGGAGGUUUAAGCACCAUCCAACAUAUAGUUGAUAACAGAACCU
Molecule: messenger RNA, 1786 nt
Organism: Theobroma cacao (cacao)
Lineage: Eukaryota; Viridiplantae; Streptophyta; Magnoliopsida; Malvales; Malvaceae
Product: CASP-like protein 5C1
Cellular component (GO): membrane
Source: RefSeq, a predicted model, not a curated record